AUGUUGACAGUCAAAGAAAAUUUUGACAGAAAGUUCUCAAAACUCGAAGAAGGCAAAGCAUACAAACUUGUUAUACCUUAUGAACCAAAGAAAGCAGACGACUAUGAAUAUUAUGAGUCUAAGAUAGUUGAAGUUCAAGGUAAAUUGGGUAAAAAGAUUUUAGAGUCUAAGCCAGUGUUUGCUCCUAAAGAGGAAGAGAACAUUGACAUUGACCCAGAAAUGUUCUAA
This is a messenger RNA of Trichomonas vaginalis G3, 228 nucleotides long. RefSeq names its product protein of unknown function, DUF4108 family. The transcript has a single exon. The record is from RefSeq and is a predicted model, not a curated record. Bases 1 to 228 code for a protein of 75 amino acids. NCBI's taxonomy places the organism in Eukaryota, Parabasalia, Trichomonadida, Trichomonadidae.